This is a messenger RNA of Tachysurus fulvidraco (yellow catfish), 2530 nucleotides long. Its product is annotated as cytochrome P450 3A27-like. The transcript has 14 exons. The coding region runs from base 193 to 1770 and encodes 525 amino acids. Gene Ontology annotation, molecular function: heme binding; steroid hydroxylase activity; iron ion binding. The record is from RefSeq and is a predicted model, not a curated record. NCBI's taxonomy places the organism in Eukaryota, Metazoa, Chordata, Actinopteri, Siluriformes, Bagridae.
AUCACACACACACACACACACACACACACACACACACACACACACACACACACACACACACACACACACACACACACACACACACACAUACCCUACAGGAAACAGACUGUAUUUGACAGACUACGAACACUACGACUGAUCAAACUAUUAUCACUAUUAACACUAAGUAAUCAGGACUAACUAAUAAUCAUCAUGGUGUAUUGGUGGAGUUUGUCAGCUGAAACAUGGGCUCUGAUCCUGAUCCUCAUCAGUCUCCUCCUGCUGUAUGGGUACUGGCCGUACAGUCUCUUUAAGCGUUUGGGAGUUCCUGGUCCUAAACCGAUACCAUUUUUAGGAACCAUGUUAGAAUAUCGUAAGGGAAUGAUUAAUUUUGAUGUGGAGUGUUUUCAGAAGUACGGCAAGAUUUGGGGUAUAUAUGACGUGAGACAGCCGGUCCUCUGUGUCAUGGACACAGAGAUCAUCAAAUCUGUCAUGAUUAAAGAGUGUUACUCUCUGUUCACCAACCGCAGAAAUUUCUUUAAAAACGGUCCUCUGUACGACGCAUUGACCGUCGUCGAGGACGAGGACUGGAAGAGAAUCAGGAGCGUACUUUCUCCAUCGUUCACCAGCGGCAGACUGAAGGAGUAUAUACACACUCACCAUUUUACACUGGGGCACAGGGUCGUUACUUUAGUGUUGUCACAUGAAAAGAUGUUUGGAAUCAUGAAGUCACAUUCACACUCGUUGGUUAAAAAUCUGCAGAAGGUGUCUGAGCGAGGAGAAUCAGCAGAUAUUAAAGAGUUUUUUGGAGCCUACAGUAUGGAUGUGGUGACGAGCACAGCGUUUAGUGUCGAUAUCGACUCCCUGAACAACCCCAAAGAUCCGUUCGUCACCAACAUCAAGAAAAUGCUGAAUUUUAACUUCUUGCACCCUCUGUUAAUCGCUGGCGCAAUGUUCCCCUUUAUCGCACCGGUGUUGGAGAAAAUGGAUUUUGGCUUUUUCCCGAUUGCAGUGACGGAUUUCUUUUAUGCCUCGCUGCAAAAGAUCAAGUCUGAACGUGUGGCCCAGAAUAAUAAGAAACGAGUGGAUUUCAUGCAGCUGAUGAUCGAUUCUCAGAAAUCGGACAAAAACGAGCUGAACAGCAAAGACACCAACAAAGGUCUAAAUGAUCAUGAGAUUCUGUCCCAGUCCAUGAUCUUCGUCUUUGGCGGUUAUGAGACGAGCAGCAGCGCUCUGUCGUUUCUUUUUUACAAUCUGGCCAGAUAUCCAGAGACAACGAAAAAACUCCAAAAAGAAAUUGAUGAAAUCUUCCCUAAUAAGGCUGAAGUUGAUUAUGAUGCAGUGAUGAACAUGGAUUAUUUGGAUGCCACAUUGAGCGAGUCACUGAGGUUGUACCCUGUCAUUUUUCACCUGGAAAGAGUCUGCAAGAAAACUGUUGAAAUAAAUGGCCUUACCAUCCCAAAGGACACUGUAGUCUUGAUCCCCACUUAUAACUUACACAGGGACCCUGAAUUUUGGCCUGAUCCAGAGACCUUCAACCCUGAGAGGUUCACUAAGGAGAACAAGAAGAGCAUCGAGCAGUAUGCAUACAUGCCGUUUGGUUUAGGACCCAGGAACUGCAUCGGCAUGAGAUUUGCCCUCGUGGCCAUGAAGCUGGCUAUUGUGGAGAUACUGCAGAGAUUCGACAUCAGUCUUUCUGAAGAGACAAAGGUUCCUCUGAAGAUGAAGAACGGUGGUUUUUUGAUUUCUGAAGAGCCCAUCAAAAUCAUAUUCACACCUCGGAAAAUGUAAAACUCCUGCAAGAGCAGCCACAUUAACACACAGGCUUUAAUAUGUUCUGCUGGUGUGUAGAAGACAUGACAGUUUAACCCCUUACUAUCCACAAACCUAACAGUAAUGUUUACUUUCACAGUGUUUAAGCUCAUUAUCACAUGAUCCUUUAAUCAUAUCAGUGUUUAUUGUUAAAUUCACAUGUAGCAUCUUUCUCUUUUGCAGUUCUGGUUGCAUCUGUUCUGUAAUAUAAAAAGAAGAUGUUUGAGUCUAAAGUGUUGAUCAGCUAUAAUGUUUAUUGGGAAAUUAAAAAAAAAACACCGUGGUUCAGAUGAAGGUCCAUAUUAUAUCCUGUUGUUAAACUACGAAGCCGAGUGUAACAGAGCGUGGCAGUGUGUAUUGUUUUCUCCUCACAGCAAUUCACUAUGAAACUGUGAAAUUAAAGAAGACACUAGAGUUGGCUGUCGGAUUAAACUCUGAAACUGGGAGAGAAAAGCUUUGGUCAGGGAAGUGAACAAGAACCUGGUGCUCACUCAAAAGGUCUUCAGAACUCCAGAACUGAUGAAAUGUUUUUAGGAGCCGACCACAGAAAGAUCCUCGAAGAACCUGCUUGUUUGACAUUGCAGCUAUUUCACCAGCUUCAUCUCAUCGUGUCUCAUCACAGCAGCUGCAUCCCUUAAAGGGGUUUAUAUGAAGGAAUGCAUUCAGAAAAUAAAACUUUUGUUGUCAUUAUUAUAAUAAUAAUAAUAAUAAUAAAUGUUUUUGGAUUAUAUUCUUUUAA